Messenger RNA from Dimorphilus gyrociliatus, 1583 nucleotides. Lineage: Eukaryota; Metazoa; Annelida; Polychaeta; Dinophilidae. The record is from the annotation of a GenBank genome assembly.
CUCUCUCUCUCUCUCUCUCUCUCUCUCUCUCUCUCUCUCUCUCUUUUCGUCACUCUACCUCUCACUCUCUUUGUUUAUUUAUGCGAAUAAAACUGUCAAUAGUUACUUUGUUAUUAUAGAAUAAAUACCUUAUUUAUUUAACUAUUUUUUUUUUGGCCUGUUUUUUCAAACAGGGACUGCUAUUGCUGAAGAAUUAGGCACCGAUCUUGUACUACUUCAAAACAGGAUUGAAGAGAUAGAAAGAUCUUUAUUGCAGGGCGGUUCUACGCCUGAUAUCGUUUACGAUAUGCAGCAAAAGGUAGAGGAAUUUAAGCAAAAACUAGAAGGCGUCGAACAUCUUAGUUGGCUCGGUUUAUUUAAGGAUAUGUCUUCUACGAAAUUAAGGCACUUUUGGAAAAAGAAUCAGUCCAUAAAGCGAACUGACGAUCAGAAUGAAGCUGUGUAUAAGAAAUUUCUAGAACUUUGUAAAGUUCAAGCAACAGAACAAGUAAGGGAGUAUUUGAAAAAACCUACAUUCGAUAAUUGGCAAUGGGAAGAUGCGGAAAUCAUGUUCCUUUUAAGACAAAUGUAUAUUGAUCUCGGCUUUUUGCAUACUUUCAAUAUAGAGAUGUCUACCCUGCAACACUGGUUAUACGAAAUCUAUAAAAAUUAUAAUCUCGUUCCUUUUCAUAACUUCAAACAUUGUUUUAUGGUUGCUCAAAUGAUGUACGGCUUAACUUGGCUUAUAGGACUCAGGAAUUAUGUAGAAGAUAUAGACAUUCUAAUACUUAUAACAUCCGCCAUUUGCCAUGACCUUAAUCAUCCAGGAUAUAAUAACGCAUAUCAGAUAAAUGCCCGAACAGAGUUGGCUCUACGCUACAAUGAUAUCUCACCGUUGGAAAAUCAUCAUUGUGCCGUGGCCUUUGAAAUUUUAGCAAAUCCUAAUUUCAAUAUAUUCAGGAAUUUAGAUAAGGAUGUUUUUAAGAAGAUUCGGGAAGGAAUGAUUAAAUGUAUUCUGGCAACUGAUAUGGCAAAGCAUUCUGAAAUAUUGAGCAGCUUUAAGGCUGCUAUAGAGAAGGGAUUUGAUUUUUCUAGCAAGGAACAGAAAUCUUUGUUGCUUAUAAUACUCAUCAAAGUGGCCGAUAUAUCAAACGAAGCCCGUCCUAUGCAAGUUUCCGAACUUUGGGCCGAGUGUCUUCUUGAAGAGUUCUUUAUGCAGAGCGACAUGGAAAAACUUGAAGGUCUACCCGUUGCGCCAUUUAUGGAUAGAGAAAAAGUAAAUAAAUGUACCUCCCAAGUGGGAUUUAUUAAAUUUGUCCUUUUACCUUUAUUUGAGACGUUGGCAUCUCUUUUCCCAAAAAUUCAGCGCGAUAUUAUCGAACCCGUUAGGGAAGCUUUGCAGUAUUACCAAAAAGAGUCUGAUUCCUUAGAAGAGGAAAACGAAAAGAGGAAAGAUAGUAAAAAUCUGGAGAAGAUAGACGUUCAUUUAAAAAGACAAAAUAAGAAUGGACUUAAGACGAACAGUAACUCCUGAUUCUGAUUUGUUUAUUUACUGCUUCUAUAGUCCUGUUCAAUAAGUAUAAAUGAAUAUACGGUGUAUAUCU